Messenger RNA from Racocetra persica, 300 nucleotides. NCBI's taxonomy places the organism in Eukaryota, Fungi, Glomeromycota, Glomeromycetes, Diversisporales, Gigasporaceae. The record is from the annotation of a GenBank genome assembly.
GAUAAUUUUAUCUUUACUUCAUGCAUGGAAUGUAUGAGAGUUAAUCCUCAGCGCCCUCAUAAGAAUACUCCGGCUAGCUCGUUGGAGCAGGAUUCACCGAAAAAUAAUGAAGCCAUAAAGACGCCCUUGCAUAGAGAGGAAAGAAUACGUCGUCCUCCGAAUUCUUUCCUUCUUUAUAGGCAAGCAAAACAAUCCGAGAUAACAAGUAUUCAUGGUAAUAUGUCAAAUGCAGAGAUAUCCAAAAUGCUUUCAAACAAAUGGCAAAAUGAAUCAGAUGAAAUAAAACUUUAUUGGCAAAAG